UUCAGAACACUCAAAAGAGUGUCGCUCUUAAUUCUGAAGCUACUACAGGAAACAGACGUCACAAUUUCGUCAACAUCCUGUGGUGACAGUUACUGUGCAUUCAGAACUCUGUUGUGUUGCGAUAGGUCUUCUCAAACAUUUUGGGAGACGAAAAACAAGAUCAUGGCAAGCAAAACUGAACCAGAAGAGAAACACCGCAAGUUAUACCGUAAGAGGAGACUCAGAGACGAAAACUACCUACGAGGCAUGCGGACUGACUCGUACCACGAAGCAGUUCGCUUCGAAUUCUUGGAUACAAUGUACGAUGAGAGCAAGACAAUGGACACUGUUGGCAUGAUUGAAGGAGGCGUUCCGUCCACUAUCGAGGAAAGGGGUUGUCGAAAGAAGGACUGGAAAUACAAGGAAAGUGCCAAGACAUUGAUACCCAUCAGGUCAAAGCCCAAACAGCCGUCUGUGAACCCACUUGACGAUGCAGGCCUGCUGUCCUUCAUGACCUUCUCCUGGCUGACUCCUUUGAUCAAAAUGGCGUACAAGGGGAAACUGACUCUGGAGAACGUCUGGCACCAUUCACCACAUGACAGGGCAGAGCCCAACUAUAAAAGAUUUGAGAGGCUGUGGAAGGAGGAGGUUGAGAGAGUCGGGAUGAAGAAAGCAUCGCUGCCCCGUACCAUCUGGAGGUUCACUCGGACCAGGAUGCUGAUGAGUCUACUGACUAUCAUCGUAUGCAUGGCAGGCGCAUUCAUAGCACCCGCUUUCGUAAUAGGAAACCUGUUGGAGUAUGCGGAGUCCCCGGACACAAACUGGCAUCUGGGAGUUGGAUUAGUUAUCGCCAUGUUUGUGACAGAGAUCUCCAGAUCAGUCCUGUUUGUGACAACGUGGUCUAUUGCCUACCGCAGUGCCACACGGGUAUUAGGAGCUAUCCUUACUCUUAUCUUCACCAAGAUCACUCGUCUGAGGAGUCUGCAAGACAAGACUGUUGGGGAGCUAGUGAAUCUCUGUGCUAAUGAUGGACAGCGGCUGUUCGAUGCCACAUCGCUGUUCGUUCUGCUGUUCGGAGCUCCCUUCGUGUUCCUGCUGGGUCUGUGCUACACCGUGUACCUGAUUGGUCCCGCAGCCGUGCUGGGAUGUUCCAUCUUCAUUCUGUACUACCCAUUCCAGGCAUUGAUAUCACGGCUGAUAUCACACCUCAGGAGAAAGGGCAUCAAAAUCACCGACAGACGUGUGCGAACCAUGAACGAGAUUCUCACUUCUGUCAAGCUGAUCAAGAUGUAUGCUUGGGAGAUGCCAUUUGCAAAUGCUGUACAUGAUGUGAGGAGUGAAGAGAGGAAGGUUCUGGAGAAGGCAGGCUAUGUACAGAGCUUCAGUAUCGGUACCUUCCCGCUGGUCACUAUUGUGGCUAGUAUCGUAACCAUCACUCUUCAUGUCAUGACCGGGCAUGACCUCACGGCAUCACAGGCUUUCACCAUGGUAGCCAUUUAUAAUUCCAUGCGCUUCGCCAUGGCCUCACUUCCGCUGUCUGUGAAAGCGCUUGCUGAGUGCAGAAUAGGCCUACAGCGUAUGAAAAGUUUGCUUGAAAUGGAAGAGAUGGAGCCAUUCACCGCCCGUCCGUCACAUCCGGGCAACUCAGUUGAGGUCAAAUCUGCCACCUUCACGUGGGACGUCGCUACGAGCGGAGGUGACCAGGAGAAGCAGGGGUCAGUUAAGGAGUCCGGAGAUGACCUUGUGGUCAACGGAAAGACAGAGAGAAUUCCUCUGACAAACCAAGGGGCAGAAUCUGAAGAGCGACUGAUGAAAACUCUCUCCCAAAUCGAGCUGGAGCUACCGAAGGGUACUCUGUUAGGUGUUUGUGGAGGUGUUGGAAGUGGAAAGAGCUCUCUCAUCUCCGGCAUCCUUGGUCAGAUGCGUGUACUGGAGGGUACAGUAGGACUGACAGGCAGUAUCGCAUACGUGGCCCAGCAGGCCUGGAUCAUGAACGCUUCUGUCAGGGACAACAUCCUGUUUGGAGAGGACUAUCAUCAACAGAGGUAUGAGGAAGCUGUGAUGGCAUGUAGCCUGACGCAUGACUUCAAUGUGCUGGCGGCCGGAGAUAUGACAGAGAUUGGUGAGAGAGGCAUAAACCUGAGUGGAGGACAGAAACAGCGCAUCAGUCUGGCCCGGGCUGUAUACAGUAACAGGGACAUCUACCUGCUGGACGACCCUCUCAGUGCUGUGGACGCUCACGUGGGACAGCACAUCUUUCACCACUGCAUCAUGGGAGCACUGAAGGACAAAACUGUCGUCUUUGUCACUCAUCAGCUUCAGUACCUGCACCUGUGUGACCAGGUUCUCCUGAUGAAGGAUGGUGGGAUAGCAGAGAAGGGUGAACACAGUCAGCUGAUGACAGCUGGGGAAGACUACGCCCGGAUGAUACAGGGCUACAUGACCUCACACUGUGAUGAGGAGACAGGGGAGGAGGCAGAUGAAGAGGAAGAGAUUGAACAGCCGACUCACAAGCUAAUGAGACAAUUUUCUGGGGAUGCUCGGUCAAGGAAACGCCUGUCCACAGUUGUCUCUAUCACCAGCAUUGGUGACAACGGGGAGGUGUGUGUGGGAGAAGAACUGGUCAUGGAAGAAGAGGAAGAGGACUUGUCUGGUAAGGCAACACGUUACCCAUACAUUGUCUUCUUUACAGGCAGCUUAAUAACAAAGGAGGACAUUGAGAGUGGCAGUAUUGGAUGGAGAACGUACGCAGACUACUGUAAGGCAGGAGGAGGGUACCUGCUGACUGUGCUGGUCCUGCUCACAUUUGUUCUGUCGGUGGGGUCAAUGGCCUUCAGUAGCCUCUGGUUGAGUCUCUGGUUGAGGCAAGGCAGUGGGAACACCACAGUAGUGAUGGGUAACGAGACCGUCAUCAGCUCCAGUAUUCGGCACCAUCCGGACCUUCACUUCUACAGUCUGGUUUACGGGAUGUCAAUCAUUCUGGUGCUGGUCAUGAUGACCAUAAAGGGCCUCAUCUUCAUGAAGUUUACUCUGCGGGCCUCCUCCAACCUUCACGACAAGGUGUUCAGGUCUGUCUUCCGCAGUCCGAUGUCUUUCUUUGACACAACUCCAACAGGCAGGAUCCUGAAUCGCUUCUCCAAGGACCUGGAUGAAGUGGAUGUACGACUUCCAUUGCAGGCAGAGAUGCUGCUCCAGAACACCUGCCUUCUCCUGUUCUCCAUUGUUUUGGUAUCAUAUGCGUUUCCCUACUUCCUCAUCGCCAUUGUACCAUUGACGGCAAUGUUCCUCUACAUCUGUAAAAUCUCCGGAAGUGCCCUGCGUGAACUGAAGAGGUUAGAGAAUGUGAGCCGGUCUCCCUGGUUCUGCCAUCUGACUGCUACUGUACAGGGUCUGCCCACUAUUCAUGCUUACAACAAGACGGAAGCAACUGUUAGUAGGUUUGUAAGUCUGCUGGACAAAAACUCCACCGUGUCCUUCCUCUUCUACUGUGCGAUGCGUUGGCUGUCAGUGAGACUGGACCUGAUUACCACAAUAAUGUCUACUGUCACCGCUUUGAUGGUGGUGGUCACCCAUGGGUCUGUGCCUCCUGCUCUUGCGGGGUUAGCUCUUACUUCUGUUAUACAGAUGACAGGAAUGUUCCAGUUCACAGUUCGUCUCAGCUCUGAGGUAGAGGCUCGCAUCACGUCAGUGCAGAGGAUUAACAGUUAUAUCAAGGGUCUUAAACCAGAGGCCCCGCUGACCAUCAAGAAAACUGCCCCAGCCCAGUCCUGGCCGUCUGAGGGUCGUGUUCGGUUCCAGAAGUACAACAUGCGUUACCGGGAGGGUCUGCCCUUGGUGCUGAAAGAUGUCAGCUUCUCCACAAGACCUUCUGAAAAAGUCGGAAUCGUGGGAAGAACUGGUUCAGGUAAGUCAUCGCUAGGCGUGGCCCUGUUCCGACUGGGGGAAGCAGCAUCAGGCUCCAUCAGUAUCGAUGACGUGGACAUUUCUACCAUCGGCCUGGAGGACCUGCGCAGCAAGCUGUCAAUCAUCCCACAGGACCCUGUCUUAUUUGUGGGGACCGUCAGAUAUAACCUGGAUCCGUUUGAGCAGUACAGCGAUGACCAAAUCUGGAGUGCUCUGGAGAGAACACACAUGAAACAAGCAAUCUCAGGCCUACAGCAUCAGCUGGAGGCGCCUGUUGUGGAGAACGGAGACAACUUCUCAGUGGGAGAGAGACAGCUGCUGUGUAUGGCCAGGGCACUGCUCAGACACAGCAAGAUUCUGAUGUUAGACGAGGCCACAGCAGCCAUCGACCCAGAGACAGACAACUUGAUCCAGACAACUAUCCGGGAGGCCUUCAGUGACUGCACCAUGCUGACCAUCGCACACAGACUCAACACCGUACUGACCUGUGACAGGAUACUGGUCAUGGAGGAUGGGGAGGUGGUAGAGUUUGAUUCUCCCGGCUCGCUGCUUGCAGACGCCAACUCACACUUCCAUGCCAUGAUGUCAGCGACGAAACUCAGCAAUUAGCAAUCAAGUUAACCAUUGCAAGUUCUGGGCUAUUUUGUUCAAAUGUCCGUUUAUAUCUAUCUAUCUAUCUAUCUAUCUAUCCAUCCAUCCAUCCAUCCAUCCAUCCAUCCAUCCAUCCAUCCAUCCAUCCAUCCAUCCAUCCAUCCAUCUAUCUAUAAAUAUGUAUUUAUUUGUUUAUCUUUAAUUUUGUACCCAGAUGAUGCUACGACAGCAAGUGUAUUGAUAUUACGUUGACAGAGAUUAUAUUGUAUUCGAAACAUUCACUGACUAUUGUUCAUUUGUUUAUAUUGUAUUCGAAACAAUCACUGACUAUUGUUCAUUUGUUUUUGUUUUUUAAAGAAAUUUUAACAGAUUUCAAUUCAAUUAUAGAGCUAUUUCAAAAAUCAAACACUUCACUGUAUGCUUCCAGUAGGCAUAUCAAACACGAUGACUUGAACUGAACUAGAAGAAUUUUCAAUGCUUGCGUCCUUUCCUAUUUAAUCUUACAUAAAAACUACGACUGAUUGUAAGCUUUAAUUUUAUGCUUAAGUUUUUUUUUCAUGAAACCGCUAAAUUAUACUACAAAAAUUGAAAAUUUAAAGACUUGUACCGUUGCUUUAAAAAGAAGUAUGUUGGCAACUUUAAAAUGUAGAGUAAGACCAUUAGGUAGAGACCACUUUACUUGAUUAGUUUUACUAAGUGCUUAGUCCCAGGCAUCAGCUUCGUCUUUCUUUGUGUGACUUUCCAUCCAUCAUUAUAACGUGCCAAAUGUCAACCUACUAUAUCAAUACAUUGUUUGACGUGUAUACAAAGAAGGGAUUACCUCACAGUUAAUGAUUAAAAGUCAUCUUAUCGGGUA
This is a messenger RNA of Branchiostoma floridae (Florida lancelet), 5329 nucleotides long. Its product is annotated as multidrug resistance-associated protein 5-like. Gene Ontology annotation, cellular component: membrane. Lineage: Eukaryota; Metazoa; Chordata; Leptocardii; Amphioxiformes; Branchiostomatidae. The record is from RefSeq and is a predicted model, not a curated record. Gene Ontology annotation, biological process: transmembrane transport. Bases 163 to 4491 code for a protein of 1442 amino acids. Gene Ontology annotation, molecular function: ATP binding; ABC-type transporter activity; ATP hydrolysis activity. The transcript is spliced from 28 exons.